Larimichthys crocea (large yellow croaker) is the source of this 1535-nucleotide messenger RNA. Its product is annotated as endosome-associated-trafficking regulator 1. NCBI's taxonomy places the organism in Eukaryota, Metazoa, Chordata, Actinopteri, Sciaenidae. The record is from RefSeq and is a predicted model, not a curated record. Bases 154 to 1083 code for a protein of 309 amino acids. The transcript has 10 exons. Gene Ontology annotation, cellular component: midbody; centrosome; ciliary basal body. Gene Ontology annotation, biological process: positive regulation of cilium assembly; axoneme assembly; positive regulation of protein localization to cilium.
CAGAGCUGUCGGUUGUUUCCGGGUCUGGUCCAGUCCAGCAGAGGGACGGAACCAGCACGAGGACACGAUGAUCGGUACCGGUCCACACCGGAAGACCUGAACCACCUGUCUGUCUGUCUGUCUGUCUGUCUGUCUGUCUGUCUGUCUGCCGUCAUGUCCAAACAGAAGACUCUUAUCAUCACAGACGAUGAGGAGGUGGAGGCUGAGGAGUUGAACCCGUUCUCCUUCAGAGAGUUUCUACGUUGGAAGAAUCAGGAACCAGAACCGGACCAAGACCAGGACGAGGAGCAGACACACAUCAAAUCCAGCAGCUCUCACAGGUUGCUGACCUUUGACCCUGAGGUCAGCUGUUUCUUCUCUCAGCCCUCAUUGGCUCCACAGGAGGAAGACUGGGGGCGGAGCUUCCAGUCAGGUGUAGACAGCACGUCGUCCCUGUGCACAGAGGACGAGGACGAGGAGGAGACCAGGUUCUCCUCCAAACCUGAAGGAGGAGGAGCAGGAGGGGGAGGAGGAGAGAACUAUGAAGGAGACGAUGAGACCUCCAUUGCUGAGCCGGUCACCUCCGUCAGGAGGAGGAGCGGGAGGAGCAGUCAGAUCCAACAGUUGAAGGAGGAGAACGUGUCGUUGAGGAGGACCAUCGUGGAGCUACAGAGGAGAUCAGAAGUUAACGAACGCAGGGUGGUGGAGCUGUCGGAGGAGCUGCACCAGAGGAGGCGCCAGGAGGAGAAGGAGGCGCAGGACCUGGAGAGCAUGGUCCACUCUGUGGAGCAGAACCUCCACCUGAUGACGAAGCGAGCAGUCAAAGCAGAGAGCAGUGUCUCUAAACUGAAGGCGGAGCUUCAGCAGCUGCAGGUGGAGGCGGAGUCUCUGCGGUUGGAGAACGACAGUCUGAAGGCAGCAGAGUCUGAGGUUGUCAUGACAAUGAGACACAACGCUCAGAUGGCCUCUGAGUAUCUGAACAAGACGGCAAGCCACGCCCACUCCUCCAUCCGUCAGCUGUUGGGGGAAGCAGAGACUCUCCGUUUAGUCUCUCAGCUGCUGAAAUCCAUCGACAAGAUCUCGAACCUGGACCCAGAGUCCUGAACACAUCCGGACAAGCAGAACCUGUGUUGGACCUGUGUUGGACUUGUGUUGGACCUGUGUUGGACCUGUGUUGGACCAGUGUUGGACCAGUGUGGGACUUGUUUUGGACCUGUGUUGGACCUGUGUUGGACUUGUGUUGGACUUGUGUUGGACCUGUGUUGGACCUGUGUUGGACCAGUGUGGGACUUGUUUUGGACCUGUGUUGGACUUGUGUUGGACCUGUGUUGGACCAGUGUGGGACUUGUUUUGGACCUGUGUUGGACCAGUGUGGGACUUGUUUUGGACCUGUGUUGGACUUGUGUUGGACCAGUGUUGGACUUGUUUUGGACUUGUGUUGGACCAGUGUUGGACUUGUUUUGGACUUGUGUUGGACCUGUGUUGGACUUGUUUUGGACCUGUGUUGGACCUGUGUUGGACCUGUGUUGUACCAGUGUUGGACUUGUUUUGGACCU